Messenger RNA from Mesocestoides corti, 639 nucleotides. The record is from the annotation of a GenBank genome assembly. Lineage: Eukaryota; Metazoa; Platyhelminthes; Cestoda; Cyclophyllidea; Mesocestoididae.
AUGCGAGUCAAAGCCAUGACGAGCUUGGUGGUGCAAAAUCGUCGUCAACCGCAACGUUUGCCUAACCCAGCAAGUACGGAGGCCUACGUUGAGUCGGCGCUGUUCUCCCUGGAUCCUCCACAGAAGUGCUUCAACGCCAGCUACGGUCUCUUUCGCGGACAAAUCAGCACCCGAGUGCCGGAUCGUGGCGACCUCGUGAGAGCUGGCUUCGCGCAUCUGCGCUCACCCGAGCACACCCACUUCGGCUUCCUCGCGGAGUACAACUUCAACCCCUACACCCACCUCAUCAUCAGGUAUCGCGGUGACGGCAGGACCUAUCGACUGAACAUCCACCCCAGGUCUGAUUGGGAUGUCUUCUGGUUCGACAUGCACCAAUUCCCGCUCUACACACGAGGCGGUCCCUACUGGACCAUAGCGAAGAUACCCUUCUCGGCGUUCUACCUGUCAAACAAGGGCCAAGUGGUGGAUCGCCAGCACCGACUGCCACUGACGAACGUGCGAAUGAUCUCCUUCACCCUGGCCGACCGCAUCCCUGGACCCUUCGCACUGGAAAUCGACUACAUUGGUCUUUACUAUGACAUGUUCCACAAAGAGAUGUUCGCCUACGAGCAGUACGAUUCACCUGCCAUCUUGAAGUGA